Triticum aestivum (bread wheat) is the source of this 867-nucleotide messenger RNA. RefSeq names its product stress-response A/B barrel domain-containing protein At5g22580-like. The transcript is spliced from 2 exons. The coding region runs from base 340 to 666 and encodes 108 amino acids. The record is from RefSeq and is a predicted model, not a curated record. Lineage: Eukaryota; Viridiplantae; Streptophyta; Magnoliopsida; Poales; Poaceae.
CUUCUCCACCUUAUAAAUCCCAUGCGUGUGCUUAGCCCAGCCACGAAGAAAACGACGGAGAUGACGAAUCUUGGAUUGCCAUCUGUCGAUAGGUGUCCUACCUCCCGAGUCCAUAGCCCACUCUCUAGCUAACAACUCGAGGAACCCUUCUCUUUCAAACCAGGCAAGUUCAAACGAGAAAAAGUUCUUGUUACCCACGAAAUUUUGAACUCCGGAAUCGACUAAUAGCGGUGUAUAAUCCGAGACACCUCGAGUCAAAGCCUGCACCGUUACCAGGGGAAACUUCUGUUCCCACUCGACACUAGCUAGCACACGGUCAAGUUUCUCAAAGGUCGGGCCAUGGCGGAGUUCAAGCACCUUUGCAUGGCCAAGUUCAAGGAAGGCGUCGUGGUGGAGGACAUCAUCCAGGAGCUCACCAAGCUCGCCGCGGAGCUCGACACCGUCAAAUACUUCGGCUGGGGCAAGGACGUGCUGAACCAAGAGGCGCUCACGCAGGGCUUCACCCACGUCUUCGUGAUGACCUUCGCCAGCGCCGAGGACCUGGCGGCGUGCAUGGGCCAUGAGAAGCACUCUGCGUUCGCCGCCACCUUCAUGGCCGCGCUCGACAAGGUCGUCGUCAUGGACUUCCCCUUGGUCUUCGUCAAGCCGGCGCCGCCGCCUGCCUGAUCCGCCUCCAGUACCCUCGACCAACAGCUAUCACCAAGCAUAGGUGUGCCAACUAUCUAUCUGCUGCAGCUCAGCUCUGGUGCAGUGUAGGAGUACCUGAGCCUCCUUUCUCUGCUUCAGUGUUUAGCUGGUGCAGCUGCCAGUGAGACUGUAAUGCCGCGUGUUCCGUUGAAAAGUUGUUUGGUUAUCCACCCUUGAAUA